Molecule: messenger RNA, 222 nt
Organism: Thlaspi arvense
Lineage: Eukaryota; Viridiplantae; Streptophyta; Magnoliopsida; Brassicales; Brassicaceae
Source: the annotation of a GenBank genome assembly
AUGGCAAAGGGAGGCUUUACUGUGGAUUGGUUGGAGAAGAAGCUUGAGGAAGUCAAGGAAAAUAAGAAGAAAGUGGACACUGGUAAGGCUCGGCUGCAACAAAUGGAGCAAGAGUUGCAGAAACUCAAUCAGAAAUGUUUAGACCUGAAGGCUCUCAUGGAGAAGGAGGAUGCAGAUGUGUCGGCUUCAAAUGUUGCUUUCUCGUUCGAUGAUGUUGUUUGA